Molecule: messenger RNA, 3498 nt
Organism: Gaeumannomyces tritici R3-111a-1
Lineage: Eukaryota; Fungi; Ascomycota; Sordariomycetes; Magnaporthales; Magnaporthaceae
Exons: 1
Coding region: 89-3265 (1058 amino acids)
Biological process (GO): chromatin remodeling
Cellular component (GO): nucleus
Molecular function (GO): histone H3K36 demethylase activity; histone H3K9 demethylase activity
Source: RefSeq, a predicted model, not a curated record
CAGGGCUGCCGUUGGGCCUGUCGCGUCGUGUCGCGCCGCUCUCCUUUCUUUCGCACAUUUGCAGUUGAUUGAGCCAUUUUCGACACCCAUGGCAGCCGAAUCACAGGAUUUAGUCAACUUCACGCUAACGAAAGCUCAGUUUGAGCAAUUGCCAGCCGAGGCUCGGGCCUUUCUGAAUGCCACGAAGUCAGCCAGCCGUUCCGCGGGUAGGCGCGCCGCCGCCAUCACCAAUCAAGGCCUCCAUCAGCAGGCGGAAGAACAGGUGCAAGAACAGCAGAAGGAAGAACAGUUGCAAACACUACUUGCAUCAUUUCCGCAGGAGAAACUGUCCUACCUACUCACACCGUUCCUCGCGCAGCUCAAACGGCAGCCGCAGGCCAAGCAGGAUGGCAGUCAGUUCGGCUAUGAACCUCGCGAGGCGGAUUCUGAGGUCUCCCAGUUGAAGAACGAGGUCGCGCGGCUCGAGCAACAGCUGCAGGCCAAGGAGCAGGACGAGGAGGAUAAGCGGAUGAGGAGACUGCUCGCCGAGACGGACAAGACGAACAAGCGAUUGCAAGCCGAAGUCGAACGGCUAAAAAAAGAAGCCGAGGAAAAUGCCAAGCUUGCUGAACAGCAGAAGCGGCCAGGCGUGCCACCGCCAAGUCCAGCAGCCGAGCCGCCUGCCCUUGCCUUUGUGUCCCUCCCAGCGCCGACGCGGGAUGGGCAGGCAGUUCCAGCUAGUAACGACUCCGUUCAGGCCGUGCCUGACAGCAACGCCGGCGGAGACCCCAGCAACGAUCACGACGAAGCCGGUGCAGGCCCCCUGCCUAUCUCAACUGCUGCUCCACCAACGGCAAACAGCGGGUCAGCGGGGAGUAGCGGCAGCCCCUCCAGCCCCGCCAGCGUAUCUAGUCGCGGCCCCCCCAGUGACGGCCAACCGCUGGCCGAUAUUCACACUGCAUCAAGUGUCGAUCCCGAAGGAAGCCCCGAAAUUGAUAUGCUCGACGCCGACUCCCCAAGCAGCCGUUCUGGAGCCGAAACGCGGGCAGCAGACCAUUCGCCGCAGUCAAUCAGCCAUCACAAGGGCCGAGCCACGGCCGGAAUUUUGGCCGCCGCCUUAUCGGAUUCCGAGGGCCAGCACGGUGACAAAGUCAUAAUCGAGCACUCCUCGGCUGCACCUUUCACUUCGGCCACAUUCAGACCAACCAGAAAACAGCUCCCUAACGGUCGAACGCGUUCCCAGGUCGACGCGGCUCCCCAAGUUCAAUCCACACUAGUUCCCCCGCCCCCUUCCGGCCAAGGCAACAACAACCCGGCUACUUUCCAUGAGGGCGUGAAAUACCAAUGGAGGCCUUGCGAAGGCGACAAGAUCUUAGUGCUCGAGCCAUCACUGGACCAAUAUUCGGACCUUAAAGAAGGUCCAGAAGAUAGAAGGCCUUUGCUUUUUACUGUUGCUGAGAAUCUUGGAGCACGAAAUCGGGGUGCAGUCGUUAUCAAAAUCCCGGAGGAGUGUCGACCAGUGCUUCCUCCACAGCCAGCUCAGACAAAAAAGUGUACAACCUACAGGCCGAUGCCGGUAAAGGACGACUUUUGGCGACUCUACACCGUGUACGAAACACAAACCCUUCCCUCUUUGGACGGCGAUACAAGCGGUGUCGGUUCUGGUCUUACUGUCGCCGUCGGUGAGCAUGAGAGACGCAUCUCAGAAGCUUCCAAAGAGGAUCCGGAGAGCAUCAAGGGUGUUGCUUACCUGACGGACAUCCCAGCACACUCUGCCCAAGAACGCGAAGAUGCUCUCCUACCCCCGGAAAGCCCAAUCUGGCACAUCCGGGAUAACAAACUUCCUCGGGAAGGUGUACCUGGGCGCCCCUGUGUACCCGGGCUCCAUACUCCGACUGCUUACCGAGGAACGAAGAGCGCACCAUUUGCGUGGCAUUUGGAAGACUUGAGUCUGGGCGCCAUCAAUCUUCUCUACAUCGGGCGGAAAGUCUGGUUUGUUACCGAGCCAGCAUCAUCCAAUAAAGCAACUGGUGUGUUCAGCAACGCACUGGGGGCCAAGGCGGACCAUGACCAAUUCCUGCGGCACCAAGCGUUGCACGGCGGCAUCGAGCACCUGCGGAAUAAGGGCGUUUCGACGAUAGGUUUUAUGCAGGAGCCCUGGGAGAUGGUUAUCGUCUACCCGGGCGCCUACCACUCUGGAUUCAGCGUUACGGACACUCUGGCUGAAGCCGUCAACUAUGCCGAUCGGCUGUACACUUUCCCGAAGAUGUACAAGCCUUGCGAUGAACGCUGCCACAAAGACCAAGAGCCAAUUACGCGCGAGCUAGUCUUUCCCUCCGAGGCAGAGAUUAUCCCUGUUGGUGAGGCUGGUUCUGCCGUACGGCGGUCCUCAAGGCAAAUCGCCACUUUGCUCCCUGCGCCUGCCAAGAAUUCUAUGGGCUCCCCAAGGGGCCCCCAGAAGAGGAAACGCUCCACAGGCGAGCCAGGGUUAGCAAGACACACUGGACAAAGAAACUCCAAAUCACACGAACCAGAGAACAGGCAAGGUGGGCUGCAAGACGAGCCGCCAGCGAAGCAGAAAAAAAACACUCCAUCUUCCCAGGCCAUAGCAGAGGAGUUAACUGGCCCACACGCAAUAGAGCGGAUCAUGCGCUACGCAAGAUCAUGGAAAGAAUGGCACUCUUCACCCGUCUUGCCAACCUUGGCCAACAAGCAAACCCAACCCCACGAUGCCACGUCUGAGGGAUCCAAGUACCUGGAACUUGGGUGGGAUUGGGAAGAAAAAGCAGAAAUCAGCAAAAUAGUGGGCGCUUUACUGGCAACCCAUGGCCUCAAGAAGUUGUACGAUAUUGUGCCUGGGGGCAUGUAUAACGGAUCCAGGGUGAGACAAUUACCAACAGCACUCUCCGACAAAGUCAGAGCCGGCCUUCGCACAAAGCUUUCGGACGACGCAUUCAGGAGCAAGUUGAAACGAUUGCGCAAGUUUCUGAAAAUAGGCGAGGACUAUCUGCCAUUCAUGUCUUGUGCUACUCUAACGAGUUCCAGUGCUGCCCUGGGACAUCUUGAGAGAUUGGCGGAUGACGAAAUAGCAGAACUGCGCGACAAGCUCGACAGCGACCUGAAAGCCAAAAUCUUUGCGGCCAUGGGCAGCGAAUUUCGAACCAUGAUUCUAAAGACCCUUGGUCGUGAGCCAGAUACGACACAUAUCGACCGGGUUCUCGAGCUGCUGGCGAAUAAUUUGAACGGCUGGAGUGGUGCGCAGGUUGAAUCAGGACAGAGCGAGUGAACGCAGGGGGUAUUUGUUAGAGCCAUAUGGGGGCCAAUAAACUAGUGGUGCGGAAGGUCGUUCAUUCAAGGAAUCUACCCUGCGGGCCUCGCGAUGCGGGGAUAUCUAUCUAUGGCGGGGUAAAGCCAUGUGCUAAUCACGUGGUCGCUACACCCCUUGGUAGCCGUGACAGCGUUGUGGUUAGUUCAGAUUUGCGGAGAGCCCCACUAUUGAGUGCACGGACGAAAAAGUGU